AUGUCAGUUCAAGAAACAGAAACGUUUGAGGAGGUUUAUAUCAAAGAAGAGAUGAUAGACGCUCAACAAGUUAACACUACUUCAACCUGGUCAUCAUCAGUAUGCUUUGGUAAAUGUGAGGAAAACAACGAAAAUAACAAUCUGAAAGCUGAGGGUGUGCCGGCUAAUCAGUUUGAAGCUGGUUCAGAACACUUCAACCAAGUAGGUGAAGUUGUAAAGAUAGAGGAUGUGCCGGCUAAUCAGUUUGGAGCUGGUUCAGAACAUUUCAACCAAGUAGGUGAAGUUGUAAAGAUAGAGGAUGUGCCGGCUAAUCAGUUUGAAGCUGGUUCAGAACAUUUCAACCAAGUAGGUGAAGUUGUAAAGAUAGAGGAUGUGCCGGCUAAUCAGUUUGAAGCUGGUUCAGAACAUUUCAACCAAGUAGGUGAAGUUGUAAAGAUGGAGGAACUGACGGCUUGUCAGUUUGAAGCUGGUUCAGAACAUUUCAACCAAGUAGAUGAAACUCUAUCUAUUGGGGAAACCAUUCCUUCUGGGACUGGACAACACGCUGAGCUUGCUAACAAAUGUGCAUCAUAUGACUACAGGACUUCUGGAAAGUUGAAAACACAGAAACAGACGCACUCCGGAGAGAAACUUUAUUCCUGCAGUAAACUAUAG
Molecule: messenger RNA, 654 nt
Organism: Bolinopsis microptera
Lineage: Eukaryota; Metazoa; Ctenophora; Tentaculata; Lobata; Bolinopsidae
Exons: 2
Coding region: 1-654 (217 amino acids)
Source: RefSeq, a predicted model, not a curated record